Cynocephalus volans (Philippine flying lemur) is the source of this 1761-nucleotide messenger RNA. It is a transcript of the gene FZD5, whose product is annotated as frizzled class receptor 5. Gene Ontology annotation, cellular component: plasma membrane. Bases 1 to 1761 code for a protein of 586 amino acids. Gene Ontology annotation, molecular function: Wnt receptor activity; Wnt-protein binding. The transcript has a single exon. Lineage: Eukaryota; Metazoa; Chordata; Mammalia; Dermoptera; Cynocephalidae. Gene Ontology annotation, biological process: canonical Wnt signaling pathway; non-canonical Wnt signaling pathway. The record is from RefSeq and is a predicted model, not a curated record.
AUGGCUCGGCCUGACCCGUCCGCGCCGCCCUCGCUGCUGCUGCUGCUCCUGGCUCAGCUGGCGGGCCGGGCAGCAGCCGCUUCCAAGGCCCCGGUGUGCCAGGAAAUCACGGUGCCCAUGUGCCGCGGCAUCGGCUACAACCUGACGCACAUGCCCAACCAGUUCAACCACGACACGCAGGACGAGGCGGGUCUGGAGGUGCACCAGUUCUGGCCGCUGGUGGAGAUCCACUGCUCGCCCGAUCUGCGCUUCUUCUUAUGCUCCAUGUACACGCCCAUCUGCCUGCCCGACUACCACAAGCCGCUGCCGCCCUGCCGCUCGGUGUGCGAGCGCGCCAAGGCCGGCUGCUCGCCCCUCAUGCGCCAGUACGGCUUCGCCUGGCCCGAGCGCAUGAGCUGCGACCGCCUCCCGGUGCUGGGCCGCGACGCCGAAGUCCUGUGCAUGGAUUACAACCGCAGCGAGGCCACUACGGCGCCCCCCAGGCCCUUCCCGGCCAAGCCCACCCUCCCAGGCCCGCCAGGGGCUCCGGCCUCGGGGGGCGAGUGCGCCGCCGGUGGCCCGUCGGUGUGCAAGUGCCGCGAGCCCUUCGUGCCCAUCCUGAAGGAGUCGCACCCGCUCUACAACAAGGUGCGGACGGGCCAGGUGCCCAACUGCGCGGUGCCUUGCUACCAGCCGUCCUUCAGCCCGGACGAGCGCACGUUCGCCACCUUCUGGAUCGGCCUGUGGUCCGUGCUGUGCUUCAUCUCCACCUCUACCACCGUGGCCACCUUCCUCAUCGACAUGGAACGCUUCCGCUACCCUGAGCGCCCCAUCAUCUUCCUCUCAGCCUGCUACCUGUGCGUGUCGCUGGGCUUCCUGGUGCGCCUGGUCGUGGGCCACGCCAGCGUCGCCUGCAGCCGCGAGCACAGCCACAUCCACUACGAGACGACGGGCCCCGCGCUGUGUACCGUCGUCUUCCUGCUGGUCUACUUCUUUGGCAUGGCUAGCUCCAUCUGGUGGGUCAUCUUGUCGCUCACCUGGUUCUUGGCGGCUGGCAUGAAGUGGGGCAACGAGGCCAUCGCGGGCUAUGCUCAGUACUUCCACCUGGCCGCCUGGCUCAUCCCCAGCGUCAAGUCCAUCACGGCGCUGGCACUGAGCUCCGUGGACGGGGACCCGGUGGCCGGCAUCUGCUACGUGGGCAACCAGAACCUGAACUCGCUGCGCGGCUUCGUGCUGGGCCCGCUGGUGCUCUACCUGCUGGUGGGCACGCUCUUCCUCCUGGCGGGCUUCGUGUCGCUCUUCCGCAUCCGCAGCGUCAUCAAGCAGGGUGGCACCAAGACGGACAAGCUGGAGAAGCUCAUGAUCCGCAUCGGCAUCUUCACGCUGCUCUACACGGUGCCCGCCAGCAUCGUGGUGGCCUGCUACCUGUAUGAGCAGCACUACCGCGAGAGCUGGGAGGCCGCCCUCACCUGCGCCUGCCCGGGCCCCGACGCCGGCCAGCCGCGCGCCAAGCCAGAGUACUGGGUGCUCAUGCUCAAGUACUUCAUGUGCCUCGUGGUGGGCAUCACGUCGGGCGUCUGGAUCUGGUCCGGCAAGACGGUGGAGUCGUGGCGGCGCUUCACCAGCCGCUGCUGCUGCCGCCCGCGCCGGGGCCACAAGAGCGGCGGCGCCAUGGCCGCCGGGGACUACGCCGAGGCAAGCGCGGUGCUCACCGGCAGGACCGCGCCGCCCGGCCCCGCCGCCGCUGCCUACCACAAGCAGGUGUCCCUGUCGCACGUGUAG